Molecule: messenger RNA, 2558 nt
Organism: Puntigrus tetrazona (Sumatra barb)
Lineage: Eukaryota; Metazoa; Chordata; Actinopteri; Cypriniformes; Cyprinidae
Product: piggyBac transposable element-derived protein 4-like
Exons: 2
Coding region: 521-2341 (606 amino acids)
Cellular component (GO): nucleosome
Molecular function (GO): DNA binding; structural constituent of chromatin
Source: RefSeq, a predicted model, not a curated record
AAGAGCCACCCAUCUUCUCUAUUGGAGAGCCUUUUUCUCUUAAUCCACAACCAACAACUUUGUACUUAAUCACCAGCUAUUACUUUAACUAUUUUAACCCAAAAUGAAACCACGCUAAAAUACAUAAAACAGUGUUCUUGAGCAUGUGAAGAAUAUUUUUGUUCAUUAUAUGAUACAUGGAUAGGUUUAUCAGGAAAAGGUUUUGUGAAUUUAGUGUUUUGUCAUGUUAUUACAUUGUUUAAAUUAAACGUAUAUAUCCGUUUCACUUAAAAUAACAUUUCAAAAGCAAUAAGCGGAACAAAGCAUUUUUUUUAGCGGGAAGCCCAAACAGACCAGUUUGAAAACAGAAGCUACUCGGUCAUUGGAUAGCGGUCUGAGGUCACAAAGCAGCCAAUCACAAACCGCUGUACCUUUAUGACGUCAUAAGCGUGUAUCAAUUGCUUUUGAAAGCAAGGGGCUUAAUGAAAAUGAACUUUGUUUUUUUUCCGCGGCACCGAGGAAGAAAUAGUAAGUUGCAGCAAUGGCAAGAACCAAGCAGACCGCUCGUAAGUCCACCGGUGGUAAAGCCCCGAGGAAGCAGCUCGCCACCAAAGCAGCCCGUAAGGAGACUCAUUUCAACGCGAUGGCGCACGCGCGCGAGGAAGCUCUUCAGACCACCACGGACAGUGAGGAAGAGUUUGCUUUUUCUUCAGAAGACGACGAAGAUUUGGAAGAUGAAAGCAUGUAUGUUAAGGAGCGAUCUGAUAAAGCCAAUGAUGCGAUUUGCAACGAAUGUGAGAAUGACAGUGAACAGACACCUGCCGCAAAGAGAGCCAGGACACUUUCGUGGAAAGCAGAGACUGAUGUUGACCAGGUUUCACAGACUCUGAGAUUCAUUCCUGCUCGAGAACCUGGGCCUCUGUUAUCUACUGCUGAAUCACACUCUCCCAUAAGUCUUUUCAAACUAUUUUUCACAGAAAGCAUUGUGGAAAACCUGUGCCACAACACAAAUGCUCAGGCUGCCAGGGCAGCUCUAAAGGGCCGCAAGUACAAGUGGACAGAUGUCAGUGUGGAUGAGUUUUACCGCUACAUCGGACUCGUGUUCUACAUGGCUACGGUGAAGAUGAGCUCCAUCUCUGACUACUGGAGACAGGACAGUCCUUUCUCUCUGCCUUUUCCAGCCACAGUUAUGUCAAAGGACAGAUACCGCAUCAUUUCAUGGAAUGUACACAUGAGUAACCCAGAUGUAGAUGAAGAGAACGACAGAAAGAGGAGCACAGCCCAACCUGACCAUCUGUUCAGGAUCAAACCCCUCAUGAACACUAUCCGUCUUGCGUGCAAAGCCUUCUAUCAUCCUAGAAGAAAUCUAGUCGUUAAUGAAAAAUUUGUGGCCUGUAAAGCAAAGAGAGAAGUGACAGCGCACAUGAAAGCCAAGCUGACAAAGUUGAAGUUUUUCAUCCUUUCAGAUUCAUCAAAUGGAUAUACUGUGGACUUCUCCGUCUACACGAGCAAGAACAGUUUACCCACAGACCGCGGGAUUUCGUAUGAUGCUGUGAUGUCUCUCCUGGACCGUAAAGCUUUGGGCUCUGGGUAUCAUGUGUACAUGGAUGAUUUUUUCACAAGCCGUAAGCUCUUCGCAGACUUGUUAGCUCUGAAGUUUGGUGCUUGUGGGGCAUACAGAGACCAGAGGAAGGGCUUCCCGAAAACUGCAGCUAAUUCACUGAACAGAAACUCCAGCAGGGGAUCCAUUAGGUGGAUUCGGGACGGUCCUCUUGUGUGUGUGAAGUGGAUGGACUUGCAAGUGGCGUCUGUUUGUUCUACCAUCCAUGCUGCCUUUUCAGGAGAGCGUGUGCAAAGAAAAAUCAAAGCACGACAUACGUGGAAGGCGAAGUCUUUUCCGUGUCCUGCGCCUGUGACUGCAUACAACCAGCACAUGGGGGGUGUUGACCUGUCUGAUCAGCUGCUGCAGUAUUACGCUACACAGCACAAAACCAUGAAGUGGUACAGAAAAAUCUUCCUACACUUCUUGGAUAUUGCCACCAACAACGCUUUCGUAUUGCACAAAGAACUUCAGGGCAACAUGACUCACGAUCAGUUCAUGGAAGAGCUUAUCGCAGAGCUCUGUGGCGUGUCACAGAAAGCAGCACCGAAACAGUUUAGUACAGACCAUGUGCCAAUUCCAGGAGCUAAACCGACUACAGUCGUCAGAAGAAUCGCUACUGUCGGUCGCCGGAUCUGUGUGCAUUGCAAAGCCGUGCUUGGAAAGAAGCAACAAACGCCUUGGAAAUGCCAGGCUUGCAACGUUCACUUGUGUCUUCAGUUAAAUAGAAACUGUUUCCAGCAAUGGCACAAAAAUCUGUGAUUUGUUAAAAUUGCAAAAAAUGUCAUGACAGAUGCAAAUUUAAUAAAUAAUCUUGGCAAAGCUGAGGCAGUAGUAUUCUUGGGGAAAAACAAAGUGAAAUUGAAGGCCAAAAAUGUUCAGAAAGAGAACAUGUCUGUUUAAAAAAGGUUUUUAUUUUUAUUUUUUCCUGAUGCAGUGUGCAAAAUAUGUAUGAAUAUGUGUGCAUAUUUAUUAUAUG